Molecule: messenger RNA, 5747 nt
Organism: Colletotrichum destructivum
Lineage: Eukaryota; Fungi; Ascomycota; Sordariomycetes; Glomerellales; Glomerellaceae
Product: Putative P-loop containing nucleoside triphosphate hydrolase, NWD NACHT-NTPase
Exons: 6
Coding region: 5-5692 (1895 amino acids)
Molecular function (GO): protein binding
Source: RefSeq, a predicted model, not a curated record
AAAGAUGCUGACGAAAGUGCUGCCUAGUCACCUUCAUUUGACCUACCGGGUAUUGAUUCAUUGUCCGCAGUGCCGUGUGAUCAUGUCUGGAAAACCCGGCGAGCAAGUCGACGAGCGUCUUGGCGUGCGUAAACGUUUUCGAUCACUACUACAAAAACGAUUUCCCUCCAGGAGUCGAGCUACCCAACCCGAUGCGGUGCUGUCAAAUCAACAGGCGAACUCUGGAGACGUCGGCGACUCACAUGACGUUCAAACGACGGCGGUUCCGGUGGGCGAUGAGAAUGAUCUCGUUCGUGUAUGGGACGAGGCAUGGGUGUCCAUGCAAUCUGAAGAACCAGACCUGCUUGCGAAAUACGAGCGCUACCUCCUAGCCCAGGAUAACCUCGACGCGAAUCCUACUCCCGAUCGUCUCUCUGGCAAAAACAAGAAAGAUCAGCUUCUCCGCACCGCUGACUUGAAGAUCACGGCUGCAAAAGCGAAGCUUGCAGAGGGAGGAGUCAGUGGCCGUGUUAAAACCGUCGUUGAAGGGGCCGUGACCAUUUUGAUCAAAGGAAAAGACCUCGUCACAGCUAUUGCCACCACUGAGCCGCAUGCCGCACUGGUAUGGGCAGGAUGCAGCGUAUUAUUACCGUUUCUUCUAAACCCAAGCGCAGAGCGUACCGCUGCUCUGGAGGGGUUUGCUGAUGCCAUGCGAAUUUUGUGCCGAUUCAGUGUUAUCGAAACGGAUUUAUUCAAUGGCUCCGGCGUCGGCUUCAUGUCCGAUACAGAGCUCGUAAGGCUGAAAGAUCAACUUCGCACGUACUUGGUACAACUAUACGCCUUGAUCAUAAAACUUCAAAUUCGGCUUGUUCUUCGAUAUGACCGUACUGCCGUCACUCGGUUCUUCCGUGAUACAGUCAAAGCCGAUGACUGGGAACCGCUGGUGAAGAGCAUUAAGGAGCUAGAAGAUUCCAACUUUAGAGACAUAAAUGCGAUUGGACAGCAUGUCCUGCUCCACGUACGAACUUCCAUUGAGCGUCAGGGCCAGCAGAUGUCUAUGGGAUUUGCGAAGAUGACCAAGGGGUUUCAACGCCUCGAAAAAGGUAUCGAGGUCGUUCAUCAGAAAAUCCUUGCGCGCGAUGACGCCACCGAGGAUUCGAAGUGCGUGAAUGCCUUCAAUAUUGGCAUCAGCUACGAACUUCAGAAGGACAGGAAUAGUGUCUGCUCACCAGACACUGGAGAGUGGUUCUUCCAUCACCCUGAGUAUCAAGCUUUUCAAAUUGAUAGGGGGCCACAACUGCUGUUCAUCACCGCAGAAGCAGGUGGCGGCAAAUCCACCACCAUGAGGACCUUUAUCGACAAGCUUCAGGCGUAUGAUGAGCCCCCGUUGAUUGCAUACUUUUUCUUCAAAGAUGACGACGAUCGACUUCGCAGUUACGACGACGCUUUGAGUUGCUUGAUCUACCAACUGCUAGUGCAGGAACCCGGACUAGUCCAGCACGCCAAAAGACCAUACCGAGAAUUUGGUGACGGAAUCAGACAUCAUACCAGAGAAAUGUGGCAUAUAAUCCGUGAGAUUGCUUCCCAUGUGAAGCGUGACAUCUUCUGCAUCUUGGAUGCGGUAGAUGAAUGCACCGCACCGCACAGGAAGAAACUCGUAACGGACCUCACCAGUGCUUUCCAAGACAUAUUGCAGUCGACGUCUCGGUUGAAAAUUGUCGCGUCGUCCCGACCAUAUCAUGACGAGAACCAUCCCUACGCCGGCCUGUGUGCUUCCAAUAAAAACGUUAGACAUCUGGCGGGCGAGGACGCCCAAGUCCAAACCGACAUUCGCAAGGUCAUUCGGUUCAAGACGCAGGAACUCGCUCGAAAAAGAGGACUCGAACAGGGAAUCCAAGAAAUGCUGGUGGUAAAGCUCUUUGAGCAAAACGUCCACACGAGAUCAUUCCUGGCAGUGCAGAUGGCGUUCGAACUGUUGGAUUCGCAUAACAGGAUGCAAAGAGGAGCUGGGAAGCGGACUAUUAGCAUCUUUCUUGCCGAUAUUCCAAAGCAGCUGGGUGACCAGUUUGACGAGAUGCUAAGGAGAAGCCUGGACAGAGAGCACGCUUGGAGACUGUUCUGCGCCAUUCUUGCAGCACGAAGAACGCUCAAGAUUCCCGAGUUCAAGGUUAUAUACACUCUGACACAGCCGACAAGCAGCACGGUCGGUCCGGCGAAUUCAUAUGACGAACUCGAGCUACCGACCGAUGACGAAGAGUUCAAGCGACUCAUUAGGUCUCGAUGCGGGCUUUUUAUUACCUUUGUCGGGGACUCGGUACACCUGUUUCAUCAAACCGCACGGGAACAUCUCAUGGAAAAAACGGCGGUGUCUGGGAAGACGUCCUACGCUGAGCCUGCACGGAUCUGGGAAGGUCAAACUCAUCAUCCCAACACGAAACACGGGCCGUCUUGGAAGGGUUCUAUUUCGAAGGCAGAUGCUAAUCUCGUUUGUGCGACGGUUUGCCUGGAUAUCCUAACUUUCACAGUAUCACAGACGUGGGUGCUGAAGGUACUGGAUAGCUUGAAUUCUCUCCGCGGAAUUUUCCAACUUGUUCGUAAGUUCGUUUCGGAACGACCAUUCCUCCAGUACGCUGCCUAUAACUGGCAUGAGCAUGUCGUUCUUGGGGGCGAUCGCGCUUUGAGGAAACUUUCAGACUCACGGUACAAGGCCAUUCUGGACCUUAGCAAGACCUCGUUCUGGGUGUGGUUUCUUCCGCUUGCAGGAUAUAUCAAUUUCACCUAUGUUCAUCCGAAAGCACCAAUAUCCAAUGUUUGGUCAACCGAGAUAGAGUCUCACAGACAGAGCGGCAAAUAUGGGUCGUUUCUGAGGGGAGAACACCUUGAGAAGCUCUUCCCCAUGGGUAAGAAAGUGCGCAACCUAUUGGAAAACACAUCAGCAGCGCCGUCUCUAGUGACGCCCGAUGCUGACGGUCCUCAAUGGCGGGCCGAAGAAGGCUACCACCUCAUCGAUGCAUUCUAUCUAGCCUUUGGAGACUUUCAUCUUACAAGUGCUAGCAAAGCAGUGCAAGCUAUGGAACAAGGAGACAAGGAGCGAGGCUUGAUGCUCUCAACAGAUGUACCCAUCUCGACUCUGAUCUGGACAUGUAUCGCGGACGUCGCACCAAGGACUCUCCACGCAGCAUUGGCUUCCGUGUCGGAUCUGGAGUGGCUUCACAAUGUACCCCAACACAUCAUCUACCGCCGGAGCAAGUUUCUCACGGAUGAUUUAAGAAAGGCUCAUCAAGAAGAGGGUUGGACAAAGCCUUGGCCACCCGCAUGCAGUACGAUACAUGCAGCAGGAGCAAGCAACUCAUCCGCGAGUAUCAAUCUAUUUGGUGCGCUGGCCGACUGGGUAGAGGCUUCUCCGCAAGCUGCCGAACAUUCUCAACAACUAUGGGAAGCGGGCGGUUUCCUCGUCCCUUCCUUAUGCCGCCGACUUGUUGACUCGGGAGCUUCCAUUCAUUGCGAAAUGUGGAGGGGCCGCCGGACCGCUCUACAGAUUGCAGCCUCACUUUGGGAACAUGACCUGAUACAGAUACUCCUGGACUUGGGUGCAGACCCUUCCAACUGUUCUAAAAAUGGCUACACUGCCCUGCAUUGGCUAUUAAAGCCGGAAGACCCUAUCGACGAGGAGCACACAUGGGCGAACACCAACGAGCAAGUCAGAGAGCGCAGGAUGGGCCAGCCGCGCUAUCAAAAAUCCCGAAUCGCUGCAUCCGUCAAGGCUCUCGCGCGACCAUUGUACACUCAGAGAUUUACAAUCGACUUACCUUGUAAGAAUGGGAAGACACCACUUAUGCUUGCUGUAAGGAGCUCUCAAACGGCGACCAGAACGCUGUUGGACGAAGGCGCCGAGCCGGACAAGCGAGAUAAUCGGGGCCGCACUGCCCUCAUGCACUUCUUUCGGGGGGGCUUCAGCGACCGGUCAAUCUCGAUCUUGGAGCAACUGCUCCAUGCCGGAGCUGACAGCCGGGCGUUCAACUCGUCUGGGAGGACGGCUAUGGGCUACUGGGCACGCAGCGUGACCAGCACAGCCUGGUGCAAAAUCAACGCAGGCCCCAAUAUCUACAACAAAGUCUUCCGCGUGUUAGCUACUCUCGGUGCACUCGCAAAACGAGAUAUCUUGGUUCAAGAAGUGGCCAGCCUGGAUGUUCCACUCAUGGUGGCGUCGCGGCUUGGCAACGCCCAGCUCUGUUGGGCCCUGUUGGACGCAGGCGCGAACCCCGACAAACACGGAGUUGCAGCAACCAGCCCUCUGGGUGCCGAAAUAGAAACCUACGGUCACGAACUGGAGGAGCUGGCAUGGAACCCAGUCCUGGUUGCGUUGCGGGCAAAGGCCUACGUGACUGCUGCAAUCCUCUUGGCGUACGGCGCCGAUGUCUGCUUCCAAGUACCGAAGCGCGAACGGACAAAGAACAACAAAGAUGGUCUCAGAAUAGUGGGAACUACGCCGCUUCAUCUGGUGGUCGGUGGUACUGACCGCAACGGUUGGGAUGAACCCUAUGUAGUACUUGACGGCAGCAGGUUCUACCCAGGUCACUGUGCAUUCGAUGCGGCGGCUGUUCUCUCGCACCAUUCAGUCUCGAAACUAUCAAGUUCAGAAACGCUAUCCGAUGCGAAGAGGGAAGACGACGUGGAAAAUUCAGAUUCGGAAUAUGAGAUCAAGAAAGACACAAACGUAGCCAAUAACACCGGGGCACUGAUGGUGCCGUUCGAUACCCUAUUUGAAUCUGCCUUCUUUCCCAAAGCGCCCUGCGAUCCGAUGCUCGAGGCCAUCAUCAGCAAGCAACAGACACCGACCGAUCGACAGGAGGCUUUGGCAGAGUAUAUGCUUGGAAGAGGAGCGUCUGUGAACGCAAGGACCCAGCAAGGCAUCACCCCCUUGAUGACCUCCAUCAUCCAAGGACACUUGGGCCUUGCCAGACUAUUACUCAGGAAGGGCGCCGACCCCAAUAUUGCGGCUGUUGGAGGCUGCACGCCCCUGAUACUAGCAGCGAUGAACGGUCGUCGAGAUCUCGUCGAGACUCUUCUUACCUGUAGCGCCGACCCAGACGCGCAGCUUGAUGCUCUUCCCCCCGAUGAGUGCCCCUGCGGCACGUUCGUCGAUGGACGGAGUGGUUCCAUUGGACAUUGUCACGCGCCGCUCAGCGCCCUGGCGGUGGCCGUGGACGGCGAGCAUUAUGACGUCGUCGAGGCUUUGCUUUCGCACGGGGCGAAUGCGAACUUGCCCAUUGUGCAUCACGCACACGGCAAGAUCCCGUCGAGGCACCAACUACGUAGCUUGGAGGUAUAUGUGGGGCUGAGUUCUUGGUACACCGAGACGGAGUUGGAGUCAGAGCUGGAGCCGGAGCCGGAGCCGGAACGGUGGGAAGGACGCAUCAGUAUUGGAACCGCGCUGACAUGGGCCCGAGGAGAAAUGCGGGAUCUGCUGCUACGCCAUGGCGCGGAUCCCACCCAAGAGGAGGCGGUACGGGAAUGCUUUUGCCCAUCCAUUGGGAAAAGUAGAAAGGCUGGGUUCUAUGGUGAUGAUGACUCCUCUAAUGAUGGCUAUCCGACGAGCGAGGAGAGUGAUUCUGGUACAGACUUACCAUUGCGGCGACGUCACUCCUCAACCAUGAGAAGCUCCAGCAGCGACUGUGGCUCCAGUGGUGAUAGUGGCUUCAUACUGUCGUAACAUAGUUGUGAGUACAAACGUUGGAUUGGUUGAUGGAUGUGUAUUACUAUGUCAG